Molecule: messenger RNA, 660 nt
Organism: Procambarus clarkii (red swamp crayfish)
Lineage: Eukaryota; Metazoa; Arthropoda; Malacostraca; Decapoda; Cambaridae
Source: RefSeq, a predicted model, not a curated record
AUGAAGUCGAUGACCAUCCCUAGAGCUGAGACUUGGGACGACCUCCAGGAGGCACACCCAACCCCAGGAGACCCGAGUCUGUCCUCAGCCUCACCACGCACUCCAAGUCUGGCACACUCGCAUAACGAACACAACAUUACCAACCUUACGGGUUUACACAAUUACAGUACAGAGCUAGAGCUCCGAAGGACUCUGCAAGAGCUGUUGGCUGUCCUGUCAACACCCACCUACCACUGCAGGAAGCUUAUUAUAAUGGGAGGUCUUUACUGCGACCGUAAACCUGAUGGAGAGAAGUAUGUGUGUCAUGACCCGGGGCUGGCUCCGCCUGACGAGUACUGCUUGGUCUACUCCGUGGGCGUCGGCCAUGACCUGUCAUUUGACCUGCAGAUGGACAGAUUUGGCUGUGAGGUGUUUGCCUUUGACAGUGAUUUCUACCAUAGACACUACCCAACCUUCAUCGGCUCCAGGCUGACAUUCUACAAGGUGCGUAUUGGGACGUAUUUCUUAAAAGAGCUGCAGUACCAGGGAGAUGACAAGGCAGCUGAACCCUACUUGGUGGAGUACUGGCCGCUGCCCGCCAUUAUGGCCAGACUCGGCCACAUGCAUCACCAACUCCACUACCUCAAGCUGGACAUUGAAGGGGCCGAGUGGGACGUGCUG